Penicillium psychrosexuale is the source of this 1530-nucleotide messenger RNA. RefSeq lists its product as uncharacterized. The transcript is spliced from 5 exons. Gene Ontology annotation, molecular function: amino acid transmembrane transporter activity. Bases 1 to 1530 code for a protein of 509 amino acids. NCBI's taxonomy places the organism in Eukaryota, Fungi, Ascomycota, Eurotiomycetes, Eurotiales, Aspergillaceae. Gene Ontology annotation, biological process: amino acid transmembrane transport. Gene Ontology annotation, cellular component: membrane. The record is from RefSeq and is a predicted model, not a curated record.
AUGGCUGAUACGAGCCAAAACAAUUCAAAAGAUGUCAAAGUGAGCCAAGAUGAGCCCAAAGAUAUCCAAGGGACCGUCGAAGAAGGCGAGAUCAGCAAUGGGCACUUAAGCCGUUCCCUUUCACAGCGACAUUUGAUGAUGAUGGCCAUCGGUGGUGUAAUUGGACCCGGAUAUUUUAUGGGAAUGGGAACCGGCCUAUCUACCGCAGGACCAGCCGGCCUCCUUAUUUGUUUCUCUGUCGUUGGAAUUCUCCUUUGGUUUGUGAUGCAAUCACUUGGUGAAUUAGGCGCCUUUAUCUCAGUAUCAGGCUCGUUCACCCAUUACAGCUCCAGGUUUAUUGAUCCAGCGUGGGGAUUCGCUCUGGGCUGGAACUACUUCUUUCUAUGGACCGGUAUCAUAAUGGCAGAAUACAAUAACCUCGGAUUGAUUUUAACAUACUGGGAUACAUCGAUGCCUCGCUGGGGCUGGACUUUGGUCUUUUGGGUUUUUUUCAUGUCUUUCGCUUUACUUGGUGUAUGGGCCUUUGGCGAAGCGGAAUUCUGGCUCGCAUUGCUCAAGGUACUGGCUAUUGCAAUAUUUUUCCUAUGUGCUAUUCUGAUCUCCUCUGGGGUCAUUGGUGGCCAAAAGAUUGGAUUCAAAUACUAUGAGGACCCAGGUCCAUUUACAAAUGGGGUGAAAGGAGUCUUCGAAAUUUUCGUUUUUGCGGCUCUCCAAUACAGUGGCACCGAAAUGAUCGGCCUCACAGCGGGGGAAUCUCAAAAUCCCAACAAGGACAUUCCAAAGGCAGUGAAAAGCAUUAUUUGGCGCAUCGUUGUCAUCUUUCUGGGAGGGAUCUUCUUCCUUACAAUCACAGUCCCAUCCAAUGACCCAAAUCUGCUAAGCGAAAGCAGUAAAACGGCCAGCUCACCCUUCGUCAUCGCGUUCAACCAUGUAGGAGCAAGAAAAGGUGCUGAUGCUGUCAAUGCUGUCAUCCUACUCACCAUAUUCUCAGCAGUGAACAGUGCUGUUUAUGUGGGGUCAAGGACUCUGUAUGGACUGGCCAAAGAAGGUGCUGCUCCUAAGAUGUUCCUUUACACUGUUCGAGGCGGCAUUCCGAUAGUGGCUUUGGUUUUCUUUCACCUACUCGGAUUCCUCUCAUUUCUCAAUCUGUCCUCUAGUGCAGGCGUUGUGUACACCUGGGUUAUUUCAAUGACAGGGGUUGCGACAUUCAUUACAUGGGGUUCGAUUUGUUUAUGCCACAUACGCAUUCGCAAGGCGAUGCGGCUUCAGAACGUUUCUGUAUCUAUUUUGCCUUACCAAGCACAGUUUUGGCCAUAUGGUGCUUAUUUGGGAUUUGGAAUCUCAGUCUUUUUCAUUUUUUUUCAAGGAUGGACAUCGUUUGCGCCUUGGAGCGUGCAGAAAUUUUUUAUGAAUUAUGUCAUCGUCGUCGUUUUCAUUUUCCUCGCCAUAUCGUGGAAAUUCUGGCAUAAAACGAGCUGGGUUCAACUGAACACGGUGGAUUUGAUGAGUGGACGGCGACACAUUGGUUGA